ACUACAUUAAUUAUGUACACAUACAUUUAUAUUUGCACUUUUCGCGCGAGGCCUCAUGGGAAAAAUAAUUAUGUGUAUAAUGUGAAGAUGGCGUCAUCUGAUGAUGCGAGUGUGAAGGUUUAUGCCAGGCAAGAUCUCGGCCAGGGACAUCGCUAUGGACCAUUCAAGGCCAAGCUGUCGGACAUUGGACCUGAUGAAGAAGUGGAGAUGGGCCAGUGGAAGAUUUUUGCCAACGAUGGAAAGAAGUGCCACCAGUUGGAAAGCAAUGAUUUCUCCAUCCCAGGCUGGCUGAGAUUCGUUAAGACUACAACAGACAAAGAUGAACAAACCCUUACCCUCAUCCAGCAGGGGAAGGUCUACUUCUUUGAGGUAACCAUAGAUGUCAAGAAGGGGAUGGAGCAUGGCCUGUUGGGGAUCAAGGAUGAGGAGCCCCCUCCCCCACCCCCUCCUGACCCAAACAAGAAAAAGAGAGGACGUCCUCGCAAGAUCAAACUCUCUCCGGAAGAGCAGGCAGAGGUCGAUGCAGAAAACAGAAGAAAGCUUGAAGAAGCCAGGGCUAAGAAAGCCCAAAUUCUUCUAGAACAAGCAGCUGACGGUAGCAGCAGCCUCACUCCAGGACGCAGCAGAAAGUGUGUUGUCUGUGGGCAGAGGUUUGUUAAUUCGGUCAUCUUCAUGAAGCACAGGAGGGCAUGUGGAGUCAUCAAAGAGGUCUUAGGAGAGAAGCUUGAUGAUGAGGAAGACGACGAGGAGGAGGAGGAAGGUGAUGAUGCAGCUGAGGGAGAAACGGCAGAGGAUUCCAUGGACGGGAUUGAGAUGCCGGAGGGCACCGAGAUGUCUAGCCUUGCAGAGAAUCUCGCUGACGGCCGGGAGGAGGGAGAGGUGAGCAUCUUAGACGUGGCUCGGGAGGGAGAAGAGGAGGGGGAGACGUUAGCAACCUUGACAGAUGAAGCGACACCUCAAUCGACAAAUGAAUGGCUUGUUCCGGCGCCAAAGAGACCACGAGGACGUCCACGAAAGGACGGGCAACCGCCCAUCCCUCGCAAGAAGCGCAGGGGCAGGAAGAAGCGGCGUCGCUAUAACGAUGAUGAUGAUGACUUCAACGCUCGCACCGUGCGCCAGUCGUCUGCUCCCCCUCCUCCUGAGUGCACGGCCACGCUCUUCGACCCUGAGAAGUACCCCUUCACCUGCGAGACCUGCAAUAAUCACUUCCCCACGCAGACAUGGUUUGAGCUACACUGCCUGCAGCAUGAGGAUUCUAAACUGCAGUACCUGAUCUGUAAUAAAUGCGAUGAGGCCUUCAGGUAUCUCAUGACCUACAACACUCAUAUGACUGAGGUUCAUGCAGGCAUGAGCAAAAGAGAACAAACUAUGUCGGAGAAGUUCAGAUGUGAUGUGUGUAAGAGAGCCUUCAGGUCACCCAUACAUCUUGAAAGGCACAUCAGAAAGGCUAACAAUGCAGAGCCUCCUCCUAAAGGCCCAGUGCAAGUGAAGUGUAAGUUCUGUGAGAAGACAUUCACGAUGGAGCAAGGUUUAGAGAACCAUACAAUGAGGGCUCAUCCUGAAUUCAACAGAUAUCAGUGCACUGCGGAUGAUUGUCUUGAGACCUUCUGCACCAAGGAGGAUCGAGCGACGCAUCUAGAAGGUAUCCAUGGUUUAGAUCCAUGCCAUAUCUACAAGUGUCCUGUCACUGGAUGUAACAAGGCAUACACCACUGUGGCUUCUCUCAACUACCACUAUGCACUCAGGCAUACACUAGAAAAGCCUUUUGCGUGUGAGAUAUGCGGCAAGACAUGGGUGAAGAUCGGCAGACUGAGGGAGCACAUGAAGACGCACAGCACGGAGAAGAACGAGCUCUGUGACGAGUGUGGACGUGCCUUCAAAACAAGACCGGAACUCAAAGAUCACAAGCUAGAAGCACACACAGACACCGGCAAGGAAAAGCUCAUGUGUCGUUUCUGCCCAGCAUCCUUCAGCAGACGAAGCUCGAGAUCGUAUCAUGAACGCAAGCAUCGUAACGAGACGCCCUACGUCUGCCCCAAGCCAGGCUGUAACAAGCGGUUUGUCGCUGUUAUUGACUACAAGAGGCAUUUGAUCUACCACACAGGUGCCAAGCUGUACAGAUGUCGCUACUGCAGCAACUGCUUCACCCGGAGUGACUACCUCAAGGGCCACGAGAAGCGUCACAUCCUGCGGGGGGAACAGAUCGACGCGGCGCCCCCUAUAGAGGAGACGGUGACCAUCAAGGUUCCGUGGCCGAUGGAGAGAGCGGUCAAGAUUCAGGGACAGAACGUGGUGGUGUCCAUCGAACCCGACCCGACGCUAGCCGAUGGGGACAUUACGGCUGAAGCUCUGAUUGCUCUGGAUAACCUACAAAAUGUGCCUGUUGAAAUCACUGCAGAUGAAACACAAGUUGUUCAUACGACUGAUGCAGGAGACAUUGUCCAGCAAGCAGCUCAACAGGCUAUGUCUAAUGAGAUGCAAGCCGGUACCCAGUAUCUCCAGCUGGCCGACGGCACCACCUUCGCUACCAACUCGGCCUCGGCAGCCAUCCAGGAGGCCGUUGCCCAGGCCCAAGCUCAGGCAGCAGGCAUGCAGGGAGAGGGUACAGAGCAGGGCAACGUGCUGAUGGGCGGCGCUACAGAGAUCACGAUGGAGGGGGCCACCAGUGAACAGGCCGCCCUCGUGCUGCAGCAGCUAGCCGCAGAGAAUGCACAGGUCAUCUUGCAUCCGUCCGGUCAAGAGGGCCUCUCCACCAUGCAGGCCACGCUGCAAAACGAGAACGGAGAAACGAGCAUGGUGGUGAUCAACCUGGCGACCCAGCCGGACGGUUCCGUCCACGCCAUCUCCGAGGAGGAGGCCCACCAACUGGCCCUCCAGGCCGCCGCCAACGGGGGGACCCUCACCACCGAAGACGGAAGCAUGAUCAUCACCACCACGGCCGGUGGACUCCAGGACUCGCAGGGGAAUCAGAUCACCCUAUCGGCCAGCGGCGGGGACGAGGUGGUGGACACCGGUCAAACGGUGUCCAUGGUGAUGUCCGACGGCACCAUACACACGGAAGAUGGUCAAGAGAUGAUGCUGGUGGUCCAGGAAGAGGAGGAGACUACGUCGUCAGAGAACAUCACCAAUAUACAAGUAGAGGUCAUGGAACAAGAAUAAGGGCAUCCAAAUUCCAAAGUUGUUUCCAUUUUCGGAUAUCAUCAGGGGCUCUGCUAUCUUAUUUGUCAGUACACAGUCAUAAUUGUUAAUUGUCGUAGUGAAUUGAAAUUGAAUAACCAGGUGAGUUUUUCACAAAGACUAAGAUCGACUUUUAGUUGAACUCAAGUAUGGCAGGCCGUUCAUGCCACUGUUUGCUCUCACCAUUAUGAUCGUUAUUAUUGGUGCUUGUGCAGAUGCCUGUCUUUACUACGCACA
Molecule: messenger RNA, 3414 nt
Organism: Strongylocentrotus purpuratus (purple sea urchin)
Lineage: Eukaryota; Metazoa; Echinodermata; Echinoidea; Camarodonta; Strongylocentrotidae
Product: zinc finger and BTB domain-containing protein 17
Exons: 13
Coding region: 13-3159 (1048 amino acids)
Biological process (GO): regulation of transcription by RNA polymerase II
Cellular component (GO): nucleus
Molecular function (GO): RNA polymerase II transcription regulatory region sequence-specific DNA binding; DNA-binding transcription factor activity, RNA polymerase II-specific
Source: RefSeq, a predicted model, not a curated record